Kalmanozyma brasiliensis GHG001 is the source of this 1494-nucleotide messenger RNA. RefSeq lists its product as uncharacterized. The coding region runs from base 1 to 1494 and encodes 497 amino acids. The transcript has a single exon. NCBI's taxonomy places the organism in Eukaryota, Fungi, Basidiomycota, Ustilaginomycetes, Ustilaginales. The record is from RefSeq and is a predicted model, not a curated record.
AUGUCGGAAGCAGCAGCAAAGCGACUUUCCAUGCUCAGGCCGUUGUCGCUCCCCGUCUUUGUCGAGGGAGCCGCAGGCAUCGACAAGAGCUACGAGCCCGAUCACGACGAGCGCGGAUACACCAUCUUGAAAGGCGAUGCACGUUUCGACGUGACACCCAAGCCGAUCACCGAGAACGAUGAGGCCGACGUGGGACGCAAACGCAAGCAACGCAUCAGCUACCUCGAGGGCAUCCGCGGUCUCGUCGCCUUCCAGACGCUCCUCUACAUCUUCUUCCGCAUCUUUGCGCCAGCUAUCGUCACGGACCGCGAUACGGACGGCACUUUCCCCGCCGAGUUCACACGGACAUGUCCUUACUGGAUGAACAUCGUCCGCAAGGCGCUCAGCCCGCUGUUGUUCAACGGCAGCUUCCAGGGCAACAUGUACGUUAUCCUCAUGGGCCGCGUGGCCAUGCAGACCUUUAUCGAGAGGCGAGACGGCUUGACUCUGGCUGGUCCAGGCUUCCGUCGACCCUUCCGACUCAUCCUUCCCCUCGCCGUCGCAUUGGCGCUCACUUCGGUGGUUGCCGCUCUCAACGGCUUCAAGUACGCCCCCGCGAUGGCCGACAAGCUCAACAACCCCGCCGCUCACCCACCUAAGGUCUGGGCCUCGACGGUGGAGUACGUCAACACGGUGGUCUCGUUCGUCUUCGCUCCUUAUGCAUACACCACCUCGGUGGCGAGCACAUACAUGCCCCCUGGCGGAAUCAUGUGGUUCACCUCGGUUGUCUUCCAGCAGACGUACGUCAUCACCGUCUACGCCUGGUGUCUGCCCUUCACCAUCUUCCGCUGGAAGAACUACGGUCUGGCCUUCUUCCUCGUCAUCUCUGCCUGGAUGGGUCGCUGGUCGUGGUACACCCUCACCGGUUUGGCCAUUGCGGAGUACGCGACGGUCUACCGCCAGAUCCUGCCUAAGGAGGGCAUUCCGCUCAACUCGGACAAGACCAAGUUCCUCAACCCUAAGCUUAUCCCCCAAAUCAUGAUGGUGCUCGGCUUGCUGCUCAAGUACGUCUGGAUCGCCAUUGUCCCGAGCAAGUACUACAACGACUACAUCGGCCAUAUCGACCUCAACACGGGCACGCUCAACCGGGAGUGGGACUACAACAACCGCGCCUAUCCGCGAUGGGACGACUGGCUGCUGGCCACGGGUCUGCUGGUGCUCGUCGAGCUCAGCCCCGCGCUGCAGAAGGUCUUCUCCAACCGCGCCCUCACCUACUUUGGCCGUUUGGGCUUCUCGAUCGCGAUGGUCUCCGGAACUGUCAUGCUCAGCGUCGGCAGCAUCCUCUACGCCCACCUCACCGAGAGCCUCAGCUGGACCAGCCCCGCUCAGAUCACCGCCGUGCUCUUCUUCACCAUGGUACCCCUCAGCAUUCUGGCUUGCGACGUCUGGUCGCGCGUCGUCGACGACGCCAGCAUCGCCUUCGCCAGGGGCGUCUUCCACUUCUUCCGCACGUAA